AUGCAGCGCUCAGCUUUCCUCAUACUGUCGUUUUUGAGCGUCUCUGCCUUUUGUUGGCCCUACGACGAACCACUCGCUAAAUACAAUCUAAACGAAAAUAAAAAUGCGCAGCACCCUAUCGAUUAUUCGGGGGCGUGGCUCGACCAUGAUCCUCACCCAUCGCCAGAUAACUGGCGUCUGCCUACAUAUACAAUCUUUUUGGACCGUAUAGCAAAUGGCGACCCCACAAAUGACGAUAUCAACGGGACCCAAUUUGAGCAUGUGAUCAACUCGAAUCAGAUGCGCCAUGGCGGUGAUUUGGACGGCUUGAUAGAUACCUUGGACUAUAUCGAGGGCAUGGGAUUCAAGGUUAUCUACUUCGCCGGAACUUACUUGAUGAACUUGCCCUGGGCCUACGAUGGGUACUCGCCGGUCGAUACCACUCUCCUCGACAUGCAUUAUGGAACGCUAGAGGACUGGAGGCGGACUAUCGACGAGAUUCACAAACGGAACAUGUAUGUGUUGGUGGACAACACAUUGGCGACAAUGAGCAACCUGAUCGGAUUCAAAGGACACCUGAAUGAUUCAGCCGAUUUCAAGGCAUCAGAAUACCAAGUUCAAUGGGUCACCGACAGAGAAUAUGCCGAUUUCAAAUUUGGUAACGAUUAUAACGAAACUUGCAAUUAUCCCAAGUUCUGGGACGAGACUGGAAUGCCAUUAACGACCGGAGGAGUUGAAAGCUUGAAGGGUUGCUAUAACAGUGACUUCGAUCAAUAUGGAGAACUAGAGGCAUUCGGUAAUUUCCCCGACUGGCAGCGCCAACUGACAAAGUUUGCCUCCGUGCAGGAUCGGCUGCGUGAAUGGCAUAAGCCAGUCCGUGAUAUACUGACUCAACAUUCCUGCAUGCAAAUCGCAAGUCUGGACAUUGAUGGUUUCCGCUUUGAUAAGUCUGUGCAAGCCACCCUCGAGCCACUGAGUGAGAUGCUUGCCGUCUACCGUGACUGCGCGAAGCGUCUUGGCAAGCAUAACUUCUUCCUGCCCGGCGAGAUCACUUCUGGAAACAGCAUGGGCAGUCUUUACCUCGGCCGCGGCCGCCAGCUAGAUCAGCGUCCGGACAAUUCACAGCAAGCUGUCAAGCUUACGAAUCAGUCAGACUCGAUGUUCCUAAGAGAUGAUGGACUGCAAGCUUUGGAUUCCUCCGCAUUUCACUACACCAUCUACCGUUCGAUGACCCGUUUCCUAGGCCUAGACGGUAAUCUAGUUGCUGGCUUUGACUUACCCACCGACUUUAUCGACGCCUGGAAUGAGAUGCUCGUGACGAACGAUUUCCUCAAUGCAUUCACCGGAGAAUUGGAUCCUAGGCACAUGUACGGUGUCUCGAACCAAGAUAACUUCCGCUGGCCGGCUCUUCAGAAUGGCACAGAUAAGUACCUCCUAGGUCUAUUCAUCAUCUCGCUGGAGCUUCCUGGAAUACCCCUCAUCUUAUGGGGAGAGGAGCAGGACAUGUACGUGUUCGACGCUACUGCAGCAAAUUAUAUGUUUGGGCGGCAGCCCAUGACGUAUCAAACUGCCUGGUGGACACAAGGCUGCUUCAACCUGGAAACCGAGAAGUUCUACGAUUUUCCGAUCGAAAAGGGACGCGACGGAUGCAACGAUAUCACUGUCACGUACGACCAACGGAAUCCUGCUCAUCCACUCCGCAACAUCAUGAAGCGCAUGUUCGAGAUUCGAGCCCAUUACCCAGUCGCCCAAGAUGGCUUGUUCCUCGAAACGCUGUCUCAACUUACAGAAGACAUCUACCUUCCUGGUUCUUCUACCACCCCUACAGUCACUGGUCUUUGGUCUGUCUUGCGAAGCUUUUUCCCUGGAGUACAAACAGACACAAUCCAGGCCAACGAAACCCUCUGGCUUGUGUAUCAAAAUGGGAACUCGACCAAGACGUAUGGGGGGAACUGCAAAGUUAUGAAUGGGUCCUUAUUGGCCCCCUUUGAGUCGGGAACAAAAUUGAAGAACCUCUUCUAUCCUUACGAUGAGCUUACUUUGGAAGAUGGCCCGGACAAGUCCGAGAACGUGAACUCCUACGGAUGCGUCCGAAAAAUGAAACUCCUUCCAUGGGAAUACCGAGCCUAUGUCAAGACCGCCGAGUUCGUUAAGCCCGGCCCUACAGUCACCGACUUCUUUCCCGGGCACGAUGCUCGGUUGCUAUCUUCCGCAGAUACGGGUGAAACUAUGCCUGUUCAGCUCGGAUAUUCUACAGAGAUGGACUGUGAAAGCAUCACCAAGGCGGUCUCUCUAAGUUCUAGAACAGAGAAGAAUAUCACCGCCGAGCUUGAUACAUCUAGUGUCAACUGCACGAAAGUUCCUGCUAGAACCUCGAGCAAGAACUAUGUCGGAGAAGUCCCAACCGUUUGGACAUGGUCUGCAAACUUGAAGAACGUCCAUCAUGGAAUCCAUCAACUGACCGUCAAAAAUGUUUCCUCUUCUGGAGUUUACACCAAUUCGACUGACAAGUUCUUGCUACGCCUCGGUUCCCAUGAGAAUCCCCUGAUUUCUCCGCUUGCCAAUUACUCUACCAGCCUAGUCCACAAGUCUGGCGACAACCUUUACCUGCAGCACAGAGCUGCCGGUGCAGAUAUGUUCCGAUACUCCACUGAUUUUGGUCGGAGUUGGAACGACUGGGCGGAGUAUUCAGGUGGUAACACGACUGUUACCAUCCUACCUUGGCGCGGCACCGAUGCUCAGAAGUGGGAGGGAACUCACAUCCGAGUGCAGUACUUCUCAAGGCUCACUGGAAGCAGCGAUUACCUCCAAGAAGGUGAUUAUGCAAGCGACAGAGUCAGAAGAUUCCCUCACAUGUGGUUCAACGGUCCAUACAAUCAAUACGGCUAUGAUUCAGGAUUGGACAGCAAGAUGAAGUACGAUUCCAAAACUUCUCGCUGGAACUACGACUUCGUCUACGAAUGGCCAGCCAUUGGCCAGCUGAAUGUUUGGGGCACAGACAGUGAUGGUACACCUGAUAACACUGAGGUCUACGGUGAUGUCGGCAACUCCUCAUCGGUUCAAAAGCUUCCGCCAUCAUAUCUCGCAUCCAACGUCAUCAACAUCACCAGUCCUCCCCCAUUCCCGCAUCUUGGUUGGAAAAUCUCGCUUAACGAUGGCAAUCUGAGGUAUGAAAUGAUCCCGAUCGGAUCUGGAUGGGCCCAGUUGGUGCUCUAUAUCCUUCUCUGGGUUAUCCCCAUACUUAUGGGCUGUGCUGGUGUCUUCAUUUUCAUCCAAAACUUCUACCGUGUCAAGCUCAACAAGGAUGGCAAUGUCGCCAAAGCAGAAAAAUUCCCUGUAUUACUCUGGGGCAAAGUGAAAGGAAUGUUCGCCAAAGAUGAUGCUGAGGAGAUCCAGAUGGCACAAACCGGUUUGCCUGCAAACAUGGCUCUGGCAGGCGCGAGCACCCAACGGCGUACUGUAUUGAUUGCUACUAUGGAGUACGACAUACAAGAUUGGCAGGUCAAGGUCAAAAUUGGUGGUCUUGGAGUAAUGGCGCAACUCAUGUCCCAGAAUUUGAAACAUCAGAAUCUAAUUUGGGUGGUCCCAUGUGUCGGUGAUAUUGAAUACCCCGAAGACACCCCCGCUGAACCUUUCGUGGUCACAAUUCUCGAUCAUCCCUAUGCGGUCAAGGUGCAAUACCACGUUUUGGACAAUAUCACCUAUGUCCUCCUUGACGCUCCAGUCUUCCGGCACCAAACCAAGGCAGAGCCGUACCCUCCACGUAUGGAUGAUCUGGACAGUGCAAUCUACUAUUCAGCCUGGAACCAGUGUAUCGCUGAGGUAAUGAAGCGAACACCCUCGAUUGACCUCUAUCACAUUAACGACUUCCACGGCUGCUUGGCACCUCUGUACCUGCUUCCUUCGCGAACUAUACCAGUUUGUUUGUCCCUGCACAAUGCCGAGUUCCAAGGACUGUGGGCUCUGAGGACAGCUCAAGAAAAGAAGGAAGUCUGUGCUGUUUUCAACCUUCCAGUUGAAGUAGCGACAAAAUACUGUCAGUUUGGCAAUGUCUUCAACCUCCUACACACCGGUGCUAGCUAUUUGCGAUUCCAUCAACGCGGCUUUGGCGCAGUUGGUGUCUCCGAGAAGUAUGGAAAGCGCUCAUUUGCCCGUUAUCCAAUCUUCUGGAGUCUGGGCAAAAUCGGCAGUCUUCCCAACCCAGAUCCCUCCGACACAGGCGCCUUGAAGAAAAACCCCGAUGUGCAAGUUACGAUUCAGUCUACCGACGAGCUGGCCAACGACAAAAUCCAGGCACAGAGAUGGGCUGGUUUGAAUGAAGAUCCCAACGCUGACUUGCUGGUGUUUGUGGGAAGAUGGUCGAAGCAGAAGGGAGUCGACUUGAUUGCUGAUGUGAUGCCGGCUGUCUUGUCCGCCAGACCCAAUGUUCAACUCAUCUGUAUUGGUCCUAUCAUCGAUCUCUACGGCCGACUGGCUGCUAUCAAGUUGCAGCGCAUCAUGGAAAUGUUCCCAGGCCCCAGAGUUUACGAUCCUCCCCCGUUCGUGUUUUCUGGUGCCGACUUCGCCCUAAUCCCAUCUCGUGACGAGCCCUUCGGACUCAUCGCGGUUGAGUUUGGUCGUAAGGGUGCACUUGGAAUUGGUUCUCGCAUUGGAGGUCUAGGCCAAAUGCCUGGCUGGUGGUACACUGUGGAAUCAGACUCAGCCCGCCAUCUUUUGCAUCAACUGAGAACCGCGAUCAAAUCUGCCCUGGAUUCAACACAAGAGACACGAGAGGAGAUGCGUGCAAACUCUGCUAAGCAGCGAUUCCCUGUUCUCGAGUGGGUUCAGAAGCUCGAAGUUUUGCAACGCACAUCUAUCCAAAUCCAUCACCAAAAGAAUCAACUCACCGUUGCAGGCUCAGCGCGAGAGUCUCAGAUCUUCUGGGAGACGGAGGCCCCCGGCUUGCGGGACUCCUCAAUGAUGAUCCGCCCUGGAUCAUUUCAGUCAGCGACGGGAGGUGCGGAUACGCCACCAAAUAGAGCAUCGCAGCCCGUUCAGCCUUCCCUUCUACAGCUACAGGCAGUGGAAGCCCAAGAAAUGCAAGCAGCCGAAAACAACAGAGGUAGCAUGUUAGCUCGCAACCUGUCACUCGGUCGACGUUCGGGACCAGGACAAGGCAGAAAACGUCUUGUCAAGAAGUCGCAGCGUGAGAGUCAGAUGCUUGAACCGCCUGUCGACGGCGACACCACGGAUGCUGAAGAAGACGGUACGCAGGAGAAAUAUAUAUCCCAAGAAGAGGCUAUGGCGGCUCUCAAUUCACCUCUCCAGGAUCUCGGCACAAACCCUAGGAACAACCAUCACUCCCGGGGCUUGUCUAGCUCGUCGGCCUCAGAGACAUCGAAUUUCCUCUCCAGAGACUCCUCCCCUGUGAGACUAUCUCGUGAUCCUUCUGAUGCUGCUACACCUUUCGUUCACUCCCAAAAUAUUUCUGUGCUCUCCCUGCCUUCUGUUGUUAAUGACCAUAACCAAUCCGAUUUCCAUCUGCAAAAGGUGGAUCCGACCUUUACGGACAGCAUGGGCAACUUCACGCGGCACUUCGAAAAGCUUCUCACCAACCUCAACAAGAAAAACUCGAUCUCAGAUUAUUGCAUUGAGCUUUAUCUGAUGAAGAGUGAGCGGAAGUUCUUCUAUAUGUACAACGAUGCGCAGUUGAAAAAGCAACCCAAAGAACGCCCUUUGACGGGUGCUGGCUUGGAACAGACUGCGGAGACGCAACCAUAUAACCUAGUCACUGAAGGGUCAGAAUCCUCGGAGUCUAACAAUACAGAUGAGAUCGAUCUGUGGCUCGCUCGUCUGGGAUACAAGAGACCCAUUGCCGUCCAGCGCUUUAUGAGAUGGCGUGUCGGCAACUGGCCUGUCUAUGCUCUAUUCUUGGGUCUUGGACAGAUCAUCGCCACAAACUCUGCGCAGAUCACCCUUCUGGCUGGUCAGAUCGGUGAGACGGCGGUUAAGCUCUAUGUUAUCGCGGCAAUCUACUGCGUUUCUUCAAUCGUCUGGUGGUGUCUCUUCUUCCGCUUCCCAUCUGUGAUAGUCCUCACUCUUCCCUGGUUCAUAUAUUCCAUGGCUUUCAUCACCAUUGGCGUUUCUCCCUUUGCACUCUCCGAUCUUGGUCAAGCGUGGGCUCAAAAUGUUGCCGCUGGAAUCUAUGCCGCAGCAUCUUCCAGUGGUUCCUUGUUCUUUGCUCUCAACUUCGGUGACCAAGGAGCCGUCCCUGUGAAGGAUUGGAUGUUCCGCGCAAGUCUCAUUCAGGGUAUCUCACAGCUUUACACUGUUGCCCUGUGGUACUGGAAUGCCAGAGUCACCGCAGUGGAAGUUGGAGGUGUUUCCACGGCUGCGUUGAAUUCCUGGAGACUGUCGGCUGUGGUGAUGCCCAUCGCCGCAGUUUGUUUCAUUAUUGGAGUGCUCCUUGCCCUUGGCUUGCCCAAGUACUAUCGCCAAGCACCUGGAAAGAUCCUCUUCUUCUACACAUCCCUCUUCCGUCGUCGUAUCGUUCUCUGGUUUUUCUUCAUGGUCAUUAUCCAGAAUUGGUUCCUUUCUGCGGCAUUCGGUCGAAACUGGUCAUUCCUCUGGUCUUCCCAACACACCAAGGCAUGGGAAGUUACUCUCCUGGUGAUCCUUUUCUUUGUCUUCCUGUGGGUCGGCGUGAUGCUCCUCUUCCGCUUCUUAUCCAAGGAGCACAGUUGGAUCUUGCCCGUCUUCGGCCUGAGUAUCGGUGCACCCCGAUGGGCCCAAACGUGGUGGGGAACAUCCAAUAUAGGUUAUUAUCUUCCAUGGGCGGGCGGUUUGACUUCCGGCGCUAUCGCAUCCCGAUGUCUCUGGCUCUGGCUUGGCGUUCUCGAUGAGAUUCAGCAAGUCGGUCUGGGAAUGAUUCUCCUACAGACCCUCACGCGAGUACACGUCGUGUUUGUCUUGCUAGCCGCGCAGUCCAUUGGUUCUAUCGCCACAAUUUGUGCUCGUGGAUUUGCACCAAAUAAGGUCGGCCCAGCAGGCAUCUCCCCGAAUGUGGGAUCGUCGCUAGACACACUCGGUAACGCAUGGUUCUGGAUUGGCCUUUUCUUCCAGCUUCUGGCCAGCUUUGGGUUCCUUCUAUUUUAUCGCCGCGAACAGCUCAACCGGCCCUAG
Molecule: messenger RNA, 7140 nt
Organism: Penicillium coprophilum
Lineage: Eukaryota; Fungi; Ascomycota; Eurotiomycetes; Eurotiales; Aspergillaceae
Gene: ags3
Product: alpha-1,3-glucan synthase Ags3
Exons: 5
Coding region: 1-7140 (2379 amino acids)
Biological process (GO): fungal-type cell wall (1->3)-alpha-glucan biosynthetic process
Cellular component (GO): fungal-type cell wall
Molecular function (GO): alpha-1,3-glucan synthase activity
Source: RefSeq, a predicted model, not a curated record